AUGGGGGUGAAGAAACAUUAUUUGUGUUCGUUAUUGAUAAUAAAUUGCUUUACUUUGUCACUAGAGGUGGAAGCAAAAGGUGAAACUGACAAACUUUCAAUAGAGGAGCUGAAAAGUCUCAUCAACAAAGAGGAACUCACAAGGAUUAGUGAUAAAUUCCUCCCCAAGGACACGGUGGCCUUUUGGCUCCCAGAAGCCGAGAUGGAGAAAACUGAACUGGAAGCCGGAGAGCAGUUGCGUGUGAAGACAAUUGGUGAUGGGCCAUUUCUGUUUUCUUUAGCGAAACUUGACAGUGGAACGGUGACAAAGUGCAAUUUUGCUGGUGAUUCUCAAACUGGGGCAUCUUGGACAGACAACAUAAUGACCAACAAAUCUCGCAGCAGCGCACCUGCUCCUGAGUCCCGGGGCCAAGGCGAUGGCGCAGAAGAUGAUGAAUGGGAUGAUUGAGAAGGUGUCGUUUAUUCCUGCUGACCUUUCUCUGACCAAGUUACCACAACAAAAGACCCAAAGCACUCCCAGACUGAAAAAGUAUAUAAAUCCAUCGAUUAGUAGUUCCAACUCUGCCUCAAUCUGAUUCAUGUACAGUAUA
Molecule: messenger RNA, 589 nt
Organism: Nanorana parkeri
Lineage: Eukaryota; Metazoa; Chordata; Amphibia; Anura; Dicroglossidae
Product: arpin-like
Exons: 4
Coding region: 1-447 (148 amino acids)
Biological process (GO): negative regulation of actin nucleation
Source: RefSeq, a predicted model, not a curated record